Molecule: messenger RNA, 5163 nt
Organism: Argiope bruennichi
Lineage: Eukaryota; Metazoa; Arthropoda; Arachnida; Araneae; Araneidae
Product: phospholipid-transporting ATPase ABCA1-like
Exons: 23
Coding region: 1-5163 (1720 amino acids)
Biological process (GO): lipid transport; transmembrane transport
Cellular component (GO): intracellular membrane-bounded organelle; membrane
Molecular function (GO): ABC-type transporter activity; ATP hydrolysis activity; lipid carrier activity
Source: RefSeq, a predicted model, not a curated record
AUGGAGGAAUUUGUGACCACGACGCAUUUAUACGUGCGCCAACCUCCACACACGCCAAGAGUCUUCGGCCGGCAAGGUUCAAACUCACAACCCAAAGAUAGCGAAUCCACCGCCCUUCCAACCAAGUUAUCCCAGCCUCUCAGUAGUCCCUUCCAACCAAGCUAUCCCAGCCUCUCAGUAGUUGGAACAAUUUACAUCUGUCAGCGUUGCAAAAUGGUAGAAACUAAUAGAUGGCGACAGUUCCUUGUUCUGCUGUACAAAGGAUUGCUUCUCCGGAAGCGUCAUUUUAUCGUGACGUUCUUCGAAACAAUCUUCCCUAUUCUCAUUGCCUCCAUACCUUGCAUGAUUAAAUCAGAAAAAUCCAUUUCAUACAUGGAGAAAGAUUCUAACGAGUCCCAUUGGAUUAAUCAGACUACGUAUCCUGCAUUUGAUCCGUACACGAUCGCCGAAAGAACCCAUAACCUCACAACUCCGAAAGGUUUUGAUACAGAAGAAGAGAUGGUGAAUUAUUACGUCCAUCAAAAAGGAGACAACGUUGAUUACCUUACGAUUGGAACAGUUCUGAGAAAUUUUCAGAAUGUUUUCCCUACAUCUUUGACUUAUAAGAUUCGAUAUGGCGGUGGCUAUUCUGGGCCAAAGUUUUCAACGAAUAUGAAGUACAGAGUGAAGGGCCCUCAUGACAAAAACGAUUACCUUACAACCUACUUUCUUGCUUGGCAGUCGGCGAUAGAGGAAACAUUCAUCCAAAGGAAGGCUACGGAGCAUGGUAAAGUCACAGAACUAAAGAAUUUUAAAAUCUGGAUGCGGAAGUUUCCUUAUCCCCAGCGCAAAGAUACCCAGAUUAUUGUAACCUUAACUGUUAUUACCCCAUGGGUAUUGUCUUUCGGAUAUUUAAUUUUCGUCAUGAACAUGGUGAGAAGAAUUAUUGAAGAGAAAACUACUAGGUCUAAAGAACUUCUAAAAAUGAUGGGAAUGACAGACUUCACAUAUUGGGCAAGCACGUUUGCAAACUACUUUCUUUGUGGCUUCAUCACCAUCUUCAUUAUCGCGAUCCUUUUUAAAAUCCCCUUUAAAAAUGCAACUGCUUUUGUGGAGAAUACGGACUUCUUACUGCUGCUCAUCAUUCUGGUGAUGUUCAUGGUCAGCCUCACAUUGUCCUGCAUGGCACUGAGUGUGCUUUUCAAUCGAGCUUAUUUUGGUGUUACUGCAUUACUGCUGAUCUAUGUCCCUGCUUGUUCGCUUCUGACAACAAAAUUCUUCUUAUCGGAUGCCAGUCAAACAAACUAUUUCCUCUUACCCACUGCUUACAAAGUAGCUAUUUGUUUACUUCCCCAAGGUGGUUUGAUUACUGCUUUUAAUAUCAUAUCAGCUUAUGAAGCAGGGGGUGAAGGAGUUCAUUGGAACAAUUUAACCGAGUUUUUGAUCGCGCCCAACAUAAACAUGCAAAGGAUUAUAUUAAUAAUGUUGCUCUCUUGCAUUAUUUAUAUCAUCAUUAUUUGGUACGUCGGCGCAGUCUGGCCAUGGCAACCUGGCGUGCCCAAGCCGUUCUAUUUCUUCUUACUGGGUUGCUGGCGACGUAAACGUGGAAAAGAAGGCGUGGAAGAGAGCGAUUUCAUUGAAAAGAAACACAGUUCCGAAUUUUUUGAGGAAGAACCAACCGAUCUCCCCAAAGGGAUCGUCAUAAAGAAUUUGUCGAAGAAAUUCCAUACGGGUCUUACUUCGAAGCUGGCAGUGAAUAAUGUAUCAUUGAAUGUGUACGAAGGGCAAAUCACGGUACUUCUUGGUCACAACGGAGCUGGAAAAACUACUACUAUCAAUAUGCUUACAGGCAUUCACGCUCCAACCAGUGGUUCAGCUUUAGUAAAUAAUUUAGAUAUCCUAAAAGAAAAAAGCAAAAUACGAAGAAGUCUUGGCGUGUGUCCUCAGCAUAAUGUUUUGUUUGAUACAAUUACAGUGGAAGAACAUUUGAGAAUUUAUGCUGCUAUGAAAGGAACACCUUGGAAGAAUAUUCAAUCUGAGGUGAAUCCAGUGUUGGAUAUCCUGAAACUGACUCACAAAAGAAAAGUUCUGGCGAAAAAUUUAUCGAUUGGAAUGAAGAAGAAAUUAAAUCUCGGCAUGGCACUAGUCGGUGGAUCAAAAAUAUUAUUACUGGACGAACCAACUGUUUUCAUGGACGUGGAAGUGAAAAGAAGUGUGUGGAAUGCCUUAAUGGAGUUAAAACAGGAGCGUACCAUCAUUUUGACCACCAACCAAAUGGAGGAGGCGGACGCAGUAGCCGAUCGCAUUGCCAUCAUAGCAGGUGGAGAGCUACAGUGUUACGGGUCGCCUAUGUUUCUCAAAAGCAAAUUCGGUAUUGGAUACCAACUACAUAUCGUGAAAGAUGAAAGUUUGAAAAAUAUAUCCUCACUCGUCACAAAAAACAUCCCCGAAGCCAUAGUCACGAACGAAACAGCUGAAGAAGUUUCUUUCCACCUCACCGAGACCACCGAAAGUGAGUUCGCAAAUUUAUUUGAAAAGUUGGAAGAAAAAAAAGUGAAAUUUGGAGUAACAGUUACAACCAUGGAGGAUGUUUUCUUAAAAAUUGCUGAAAUUUCGGGUAAAAAGUACGGGCAUGUCGACGAAGAAGUUGAAAAUGUAGAAACUGAAGAUGUCUACGGCGAUUCAUCUACUGUGAAGCUGAAUGAACAUCCAUUGCGUCCUUAUCUUCUGUCUUUUUCCGCUUUGUUGCUGAAACGCUUCCAAUAUUUCAAGCGACACUGGAGCGUCCUCGUCGCCCAGCUUGCUCUUCCGUUCAUUCUAAUGUGUUUCUGUCUUUCCAUGAUACGGAGUAAUAUUUCCAAGUUCGCCACUGACUACGAUCCCUUGAAACUUGAUAUCAGCUCUGUUUACGGCGACACCGACGGAUUCUAUUACGGCGAGAAGCCAGGAACUGCUGCUCUUACAAAGGCAUACAAAAAUGUUUUCAUUUCAAAUAAUAUUAGACUGGAAAAUGUUUCCGACCCUGUAAAGUAUGUGCUGGAUUACGGCAAAGGAGACAUAGCUAAGUACCUUAAAAGACUGAUGGUAGGUGGGACGAUCGAUGAAGAUUCCAAUCGUAAUUUGAACCUCACCGCCUGGUUUAAUGGAGAACCCUACCACGCGGCACCAUUAUCUCUCAUACUGAUGCACACCGCUCUAUUGCUAAAAGUGACGAACAGUGGAGUAAUCGAUUUGACCAAUGCACCCCUUCCGGAAAGAAACUGGGUUACUUUUGAAGCUCCCGCCGCACCCAGGGUUGUCGCUGCGGUGUUCGUUCCCUUGACUUUUGCCUUCCUGACAGCCAGCUUCGCUUUAUUGCCGAUUCAUGAGAGAGCAACCAAGGCAAAAUUGCUGCAACUUAUGUGUGGAGUGCCGAGCGCCUUGUACUGGAGUGCGAUGUUCUUCUGGGAUUUUAUGAUACACUGUGUUGUCUGUCUGUUGUUGAUAAUACCUUAUGCUAUCUUCGUGCACUACGCUUUCUUUGGAAUACAUUCGAAUGCCAUAGGUACAGCUUUUCUACUGAUGUUGCUUUACGGCGUGUCCGCCAUACCUUUCAGCUAUCUGUGUUCGCUUUUGUUUAGGAAAGGAAAUUCCGGCUUCUUUGCUGUUAUAGGAAUUUGCAUAAUUAUCGGUUCCAUUUCCAUAGUGAUGAUCACACUACUCGUUUCAGAAAAUCCUACUCAAGACAAUAUUAAAGUAGACAAAACAAACUGGGCUUUCCGUGUCUUCCCAAUGUUCAGCUUGACCAUAGGAAUGUCAAAUCUUCAUGGACUUGCUUUCGAUAAUGCUCUGUGUGAAAGCUUGUCUCCUGAAGUUCUUGCAAUGAGCUGCAAUCAGUCUACCAUCGACAGUAGAAAUCCCGUUUUUGGAUGUUGCGAAGACAUUUGCAAGAACAAAUGCAAGAAAUUUAAACCACUUAUUACAUGGGACAGAAAUGCCUGCGGCCGUGACGUAUUUGCCCUUGCUAUAGCUGGGCUCGCCUAUUUAGCCAUCCUGUUUUUAGUAGAGUAUUUUGUAAAUAGCUACAUUUUCCGUGCCAUUAGGUAUAAGGUAAGUGAACUAUAUGUGGACAAGUAUUUGCCAAGGGACAUCGUCGAGGAUUCUGAUGUUCUCCAAGAAGAAGAAAGGGUGCAUAACUUGAUUGUGGAGAAGUCAGGCUCUGGCGAAGAAGCAUUGUCAGUGCGCGUGCUGACGAAAGUGUUCAAACCGUGCUGUGCCGUUAAUCAGUUAUCGUUCAGUAUACGCAAGCAGGAGUGCUUCGGUCUUCUCGGUGUGAACGGAGCCGGCAAAACGACUUCUUUCAGGAUGCUGACGGGAGACAUCCAACCAUCGAAGGGAAAUGCGUACAUAGAGGAAGUUUCGUUGAGGAAGAAUUUGAAAGAGUUCCAGUCGCGUCUCGGUUAUUGCCCGCAGACUGACGCACUGAUUGACCGUCUCACUGGCAGAGAGAUGCUGUCCCUCUUCGGCCGCCUCAGGGGCCUCAGUGAGUCCGACGUGGAGACGAAAGUAAACAAACUGAUACAGACAAUCGAUCUGGUUGACGACGCCGAUAAAGAGACUCAGUUUUACAGUGGUGGAAACAAGAGAAAAUUGUCCUUUGCUAUUGCUCUGAUUGGAUCACCGCCGGUGAUUUUAUUAGAUGAGCCCACAGCUGGUGUAGAUCCCAUUUCUCGAAGAAAAAUGUGGAACAUUGUCUCCUUAAUUCGGAGUAAGCCGGAUGCUGCGAUCUUACUGACUACUCAAAGCAUAAAAGAAUGUGAGGAGCUGUGCGGCCGGCUCGGUAUCAUGGUAAAUGGUCGUCUUCGGUGCCUCGGUUCCACUCGGCGAUUGAAGAGCAAGUUCGGCCAAGGAUACACACUCAUAAUUAAAGUGAAAAGCAAAAACCAGAAAGAUGUGGAGUUCAUCAAGGAAAUCAAAACGUAUAUUGACUCCAACCUGAAUGGAGCAAAGUUGAAGGACGAAUAUCAGGGUAUAUUACAGUAUCAUGUGAUAAAUCCAUCUAUUACCUUGAGCCACCUCUUCAAAUUUAUGUCAGGGAUGAAAGAAGAAUACGAUUUAGAGGAAUAUCUGAUCAGUGAUACAUCGCUGGAGCAAGUAUUUUUGGCACUUGCGCGUAUACAGAGAGAUCGUUACGAAAAACACUAA